Molecule: messenger RNA, 1860 nt
Organism: Lodderomyces margitis
Lineage: Eukaryota; Fungi; Ascomycota; Pichiomycetes; Serinales; Debaryomycetaceae
Gene: CST5
Product: Cst5p
Exons: 1
Coding region: 1-1860 (619 amino acids)
Source: RefSeq, a predicted model, not a curated record
AUGCUUGAAAUGUCACCCGAAAGCUUGAACGCCAAAAGGAUGAUGACAGGAACUGCGUCACUGAUACAGUUAAUCACUUCAGCCCCGUCUGGAUCGCCGCGGCAAUUACCGUCAAGAAAAAGAUGGAGAGAGAUUUUGCGGCCUAGCAAGAGCUCUAGCUCCAAGCAGGUUGUUCAGUCCAAAUACAAUGCUAACCACAGCAGUAGCUAUGCUUCUCCCGUGUCCAACUCGGAUGAAACAAUGGAAAGUACAACCCCCUUUCCUCCCAUGUCGAUACAAGAAUCUUUGCUAACACCACCACACAUAUGUACUCCUAGCUUUGGAAGUAAAACUUCAUCCAGCUUACUUGAAAAAGUUUACAGUACACCAAAUACAACUCCAAAAAGCAUCAAUUUCGUUGAGACCCCGAGCAACAAGAGUAGCAAUUCGAUGGGAGGCUUUUCAUACCCCCACAAAAUGCAUUCUGAAAGGUUAGAUCUGUCGUUUGCCACCAUCUUGCACAACAAUGUUCCGCGUUUGAAUAAAAGAAAAAAUAGUCAAGCGUCAUCAACGAAAACAACCAAUUCAUCGAAGAACCUGCUAGAAAACACAUGCUUCAUUUGUUCAGAAUUGUUGCUGAAUAUUUUGCAAAGCGAGCGGGUUUUAAAAUUAAAUUGUGGAGACCUGGUUCAUUCUGAAUGCUUUAGAACAGCGUUUGGGAAAGAACUAUCUAGUCAUAGAAGCAACAACGAAGGGCUGAAUACGGAAUUACCGAAGCCAUGUUAUGGCUCUAUUUGUAAAGGUGAACGCGUGAUUACUAUCGAUAAUCGAAAUUUGAACUCAUUAAUGAAAAGGGCAUAUACGGCACUUACUCCAAAACGGCCAGCUCCUACACAACCAAGGGCCAAGGAAAAUGGUGUUGCUUCUGAAUCAAAAUCACCAAAGUCACAAAGCAUCAACUUCAAGGCGCUAAGGUCUACAUUAAAUCCACAUUUGCAACAUUUUGAGCCGUCAAGGAGAAGUUCUGCUAGGAAUAGAAAUACCAUGGUGUCAAGCAUACGAUCUCCAUCACCUGUGAAUACAAUUUCAACGACCAUGACAGACUCGUACAAUGUAAACGGUUUUGACAAUGGACAAAGCACUGAAAUUGUUGUGAAUCAGCUAAUGCAAUACCUAUUGGGUAAUUGUGCUACCUUGAAUCUAGCCAAGUUGUUUCAUUUAGGUAUUUUACGAGUAGCUGAUCAGUUGCUAGUUAAAGUCGAUGAUGACGCUUUAUUUAGGGAAAAAUAUUGUUAUCUAUUUGAGAACUCCGUUAUGCUUUGGGACAAAAUUAACGACGCGGUCUUUGUACCAGUAAAUAAUGCUAAAAUUACAUGUAAAGGCUCCAUAGUGUUGAUAGUUCCGACAGGAGGAAACGUGCUACAGCUUUCGCUCCAGUCUCAUUUAAGCUCGGUUAUUGAAAAGUGGGCGAUUGUCUUGAUGGAUUUUUCAGUGGAAGUGCCCGGUUGUAAGGUUACCAAUACGAUAGAUUUGGUGUCAAAAGCGCCUGAAAUGCUGAACAAGAGUGUAUUUGGAGGGUUUUUGGGAAACAAAAUAAGUCCAAUCAUUGAUCUGCCGCGAACAAGCUAUAAAACUGACCCUAACUUUCCGCUUGGCAACUUUAAUUCUCAUAGCAUGAUAUCAACUGAUUCUCUAGUCGAGAAAGAAUUAAGUUUAGAGAAAACAAAGAGUGCAAUGUCAAUCGAUGAUGAUGAUGAUUGCGAUUCAGACGCAGAUUCGGACGAGGAGCUUAUUCAAAGAGCGUUGAAAAAGGUCAAUACAGAACGAAUCAACUUACGAGAGUUGCAUAGCUUGAUAUCUGAAGUAGAUCAAAUGCUUUAA